AUGGGACAUGGACCUUCUUGCAAUUACACCCUUAUCCCCAUCCAACAUUCCACCCAUCAUCCGUCACCAUCUUGUCGAUAUAUAUGUCCAAUCUCGCUUUCCUUGUCACGAACAACUCUUCCUUGCCGGCAUACAAUGGGUUUUUUAUACUUUAUGGUACAUGCAUUAUUUCGGGUCGCGGUCGUCAUCGUGCUUCGUGGUACAUCCUCUUCUCUUUAUCUGACCUCCAACCCAUACGCUCGCUCACCCGCUCUCUCGCAUACUACUAUCCCCAUGGACGAACAGAGAUCUAGAUAG
Messenger RNA from Schizophyllum commune H4-8, 297 nucleotides. RefSeq lists its product as uncharacterized. The record is from RefSeq and is a predicted model, not a curated record. The transcript has a single exon. Bases 1 to 297 code for a protein of 98 amino acids. NCBI's taxonomy places the organism in Eukaryota, Fungi, Basidiomycota, Agaricomycetes, Agaricales, Schizophyllaceae.